GCCCCUGCCUGCCUGCCCUGCCAGCUUCAGCCAUAUUGGAAAACCUCCGGCAGUCUCCAGCAGCAGCAGCAGCGGCAGCGGCAGCGGCGCUGGCUGUAUGAAACAUUACAGCUAACAGCUAACGUCACUGCCUGGACACCGACAGCCGGGCACGGCGCUGUUGUGGACAAAAACAGAUUGGGAGAGGGAACCCCAAACGGGCAAAUACAGCCACCUAGCUAGUCCUAACAGCAACCGGAAUAUAUUUAAAAUAAAACAAGACACUGGUUGGAGAAAGCAGCCGGGAUACCGAGGACUAGGUGCGGCUGGUCCACAGGGCUACAGAGGAUAUUUCCAGAAUAUCAUACUAUGCUGAAUAUGACAGCCAGUUAGCCCCAGCAGGAUCAUCUAAGUCAGGCAUGGCGUCGUCUUCCUACCUGGAACCCAACCUCAACCACUCCUCAGCAGGUGGUUGUGGGGUCAAGUCCCGGUCCGGUGGGCCUGGCGGCACAGGUGUUAGCACCAGCGGCUCUGCUGGAGGCCUGGAGCGCCCACCGGGCUCCAUGGACCGGGUUCUCAAGAUCUUCCAUUACUUCGAGACUAACAGCGAGCCGUGCACAUGGGCUAGUAAUAUCAGGCAUGGAGACGCUACAGAUGUCAGGGGCGUCAUCCAGAAGAUAGCCGAGAUCCACAAAUUGCGCUGUGUGUCCUCUCUGGGCCUCCGUCUGACACAUUUGCGCUCCGAGGCGCUCCAUUGGCUGCACCCUGACCUUGGCGUGUCUCACGUCCGGGAAAAGUACGAGAAGCAGCACCCCCAGGAGGAGUGGAGGUAUGAGUUACGGAUGCGGUACCUUCCUAAAGGUUACCUCAGUCACUUCUCUGAAGACAAACCCUCUCUCAACUACCUCUAUCACCAGGUCAAGAGUGACUACAUGCAACAUAUAGCUGACCAGGUGGAUCAAGAUGUCGCUUUGAAACUGGGCUGUUUAGAGAUCAGGAGGUUCUUCAGAGAGAUGCCAGGCAACGCCCUGGACAAAAAAUCCAACUACGAACUACUAGAGAAAGAUGUUGGUUUGAGACGGUUCUUCCCCAAGAGCCUGCUGGACUCCCUCAAGGCAAAGACUCUUCGUAAGCAGAUCCAGCAGACCUUUAAGCAAUUUGCUAACCUCAAUGAUGAGCAGAGCAUCCACAAGUUCUUUGAGAUACUCUCUCCUAUCUACCGCUUUGACAAGGAGUGCUUCAAAUGUGCUCUCGGGUCUAGCUGGGUUAUAUCAGUAGAGUUGGCCAUUGGGCCAGAGGAAGGAAUCAGCUACCUCACUGAUAAGGGCUCCACGCCUACCCACCUAGCUAACUUCACCCAGGUCCAGUCCAUCCAAUACUCAGCUAUGGAAGAGAAGGACAGGAAAGGCAUGCUGCAGCUCAACGUGGCAGGGGCUCCAGAGCCUCUCACAGUCACCACUGCAACGUUGACAACCGCAGAAAACAUGGCUGACUUGAUUGACGGCUACUGUCGGCUCGUCUCUUCGGCAACCCACUCCUUCAUUAUCAGGGUCCACAAAGAGGGAGACAGAGCCCUGCCUUCCAUCCCCAAAGUUUCAAAUCAUGAGAAGCGGAUGGAGAAGCGGAUGGACGGCGUUCGUACCAGAGCGGUUUGUGUCUCAGGUCACACUAGCGGCGAUGAAACGGAUGACUACGCUGAGAUCAUAGAUGAGGAGGACACCUAUACCAUGCCUUCGACACGGGACUAUGAGAUCCAGCGGGAUCGUAUUGAGUUGGGACGCUGCAUAGGAGAGGGCCAGUUUGGAGACGUCCACCAAGGAGUCUACAUCAGUCCGGAAAACCCCGCCCUGUCUGUGGCAGUGAAGACCUGUAAGAACUCAACAUCAGACAGCGUCAGAGAGAAAUUUCUCCAGGAGGCGUUGACCAUGCGUCAGUUUGACCAUCCCCACAUUGUUAAGCUAAUGGGAGUCAUCACUGAGAAUCCUGUGUGGAUCAUCAUGGAGCUCUGUACACUGGGAGAGUUGCGUUCAUUCCUGCAGGUGAGGAAGUACAGUCUAGACUUAGCAACUCUCAUCCUGUACUCCUACCAGCUCAGCACAGCACUGGCCUAUCUGGAGAGUAAACGUUUUGUUCACAGGGACAUAGCAGCACGGAACGUGUUGGUGUCCACAGUAGACUGUGUAAAGCUGGGGGACUUUGGUCUGUCACGAUACAUGGAGGAUAGCUCUUACUACAAAGCCUCUAAAGGUAAACUUCCAAUCAAAUGGAUGGCUCCUGAAUCCAUCAACUUCAGACGUUUUACCUCAGCUAGUGAUGUGUGGAUGUUUGGCGUCUGCAUGUGGGAGAUUCUGAUGUAUGGCAUCAAGCCUUUCCAGGGUGUGAAGAACAACGACGUAAUUGGCAGGAUAGAGAAUGGCGAGCGACUGGCUAUGCCCCCACAGUGCCCCCCUACUCUGUACAGCCUGAUGACCAAGUGUUGGUCGUAUGAUCCCAGCAAGAGGCCGCGCUUCACUGAACUCAAAACACAACUGAGCACUAUAUUAGAGGAGGAGAAGGUCCAGCAGAAAGAGAGGAGCAGGAUGGAGAUGAGGAGACAGGUCACGGUUUCCUGGGACUCCGGAGGUUCAGAUGAAGCACCACCUAAACCUAGUAGACCAGGCUAUCCCAGUCCUCGCUCUAGUGAAGGUUUCUACCCCAGUCCCCAGCAUCCUGGACACUACCAGAUGGCUGGGUACCCCGGCCCCCACACCCUCCCCUCGGUGCCCAGCGCCCUGUACCCCCCGCAGGCCGCCAUGCUGGACACACACCAUGCACACACACACCCUCGCCACCAUGUCCACACACACUCGCAUGCCCAGCACCUCCCCCAGCCCCAUGGGCAGGAAAUGAUGAUGUGGGGCUCUGCAGUGGAGGACAGGGCAGUAGACAUGCAGCAGUGUGUAGGCCAGCAGUGCCUGUUAAUGGAGGAACAGCUGAUGAUACAACAGCAGCAGAUGGAAGAGGAUCAGAGGUGGUUGGAGCAGGAGGAGAGGCUGCUGAAGCCAGACACCAGGAGCUCUAGAGGGAGUCUGGACAGAGAAGACUGUGGACUGCAGCCACCGGCAGGAAACCAGCACAUAUACCAGCCCGUUGGCAAGCCAGAGCAUGCAGCCCCCCCUAAGAAACCCCCCCGACCCGGAGCUCCCAGCCACCUGGGCAGUCUGGCCUGUCUAAAUACUGGAGACAGCUACAAUGACGGACUUAAGCUGCAGCCACAGGAAAUAAGCCCACCCCCCACAGCCAAUCUGGAUCGCUCCAAUGACAAGGUCUAUGAGAAUGUGACGGGAUUGGUCAAAGCUGUGAUCGAGAUGUCUAGCAAGAUCCAGCCAGCACCGCCAGAGGAAUACGUGCCCAUGGUCAAGGAUGUGGGUCUAGCGUUGAGGACGUUACUGGCCACAGUGGAUGAGACCAUUCCACAGCUUCCUGCCAGUACACACAGAGAGAUUGAGAUGGCCCAAAAGCUGUUAAACUCUGACUUGGCAGAGCUAAUCGGGAAAAUGAAGUUAGCCCAACAAUAUGUGAUGACAAGUCUCCAACAGGACUACAAGAAACAGAUGCUGACGGCGGCUCACGCCCUCGCUGUUGACGCCAAGAACCUGUUGGAUGUCAUCGACCAAUCGCGACUCAAGAUGAUGGCCCAGUCCCGCCCGCACUAGCCCCAAGCCAGCUGUGCUGAGCAAAAGGAGCUGGUCUGGGAUUGGAUGGAUAGCAUCGUCAUGGUUACCGUCAUCGGCGGUGAAUAAAAGAUUCAUAGGGCCCAUCGCGACUCCUGACAUGAGAACUAAUGGAGCCGACCGCUUUAUAUCAAAGGACUAUAUCAAUGGAGAAUCAACACCUCCCAUACCUUAACAACAGUCAGUGAGGAAUCAUUUCUGGGCCGCAAGGUUAGGGACUGCUGUGUGUACCAAGGUAGUCGAUUCUUUAGGAAUUGGACUCUCCACCACUGUGACUCUCUUAAUAGGAGAACAGAGCAAAAACAACUCCUGAAUCAGGGACUUGGCAGCUUCAGUCUCUCUGGCCUGGAAUGGAGCAGUGAGAAGGAGGAGGAGUGGAGAAGAGGGGUUAGGAGAAGGCUGGAAUACACCGGUGCUUCUUAAACUAUGGGUCUGGACGUGAAUGGGGCCAGGGCAGAAGACUGUUUUACUCAGUUGAGGUCCCAGGUCAGAAACUCUGAAAGAAACACUUUAUUUAUUAGUAGUGAUCCAGUCUGAGGCUGAGUUUAAUAUAUUUCCUGACUUUGUGGGACUAUGAUGUUUCUUGUGAUGUUAAAAUAAGAACAGGCACGCCCUGACCGUCUUCUCAAAACCUAGAAACUUCAACUCAACACCCAUAUGAAUAACGUACAGAGUGCACUGGACGUCCCCCAGCAGUUGUGUUAGUACCUUGUUUGUAACAUAUGAUAUAUCCCCUGGAUGUGAAAUACCUCUUCGUUGCCAUGGAUGCUGUCCAACGGGCAGAUCAGAUGAGAUGUUGUGUAUUCAGCUUCGGUGAAGGCAGCUGGUUCGAGAAGACAAACCAAAUCCACAGUUCAGGACAGUCAGAAAUUUGGCCAUACGCUCGCAGCACGCCGCCUCCCUCCCUGCACUGCUCCUCCCUCCUCUCUCCCGUCUAUUCCAGUCUUCCUCCAUUUGCAGCAGGUUUUACAGACUCCAAAAUUAAAGAGGAGGAAGAGGGAAAGGAUGGAGGGACGGGAAGAGCGGAACAAACCUCAAGGACAGUCUUGCCCGGGACAACCCCCUGACGAACAUAACCCCCUCCCCCCCUUUGUCUCUUCCGCCCUCCCUUCCUUCCUUCCUGCCUGUUCUCCUUCUCCUCUCUUCCUUUCCUCUCUCCCUGCCUCCAUCCCUCUGUACUGCAGUCUUCCUCAGCUCCUGUGUGAGCAGGUUUUCAAGUCUCCCAACUGUGAAGAAGCCAACGUUGUCUGGUAGACACUGCAGACAGGAUACUCUCUACACACACUCAUCUAGCCGACUCUUUCCACUGGCUGGCUCCAUUUCUUUUUGUGUUGGCUCAGACAGUGUCUCCUUCCUCCAGUCUGAAAGCAUCGGGUUUGUAACUUGGGUUACAGGCAGAUACACAAUCCCAGCAUUGACUGGGCGAAAAAGAGAAGAGGGUGGACUCUGAGUGACUGGAUGCUUCCUGUUCAUUGAGGAGAAAGAAGGAGCGGACCUCGUCAUGGGCACAAUCAUGUUGGCAUGUACAGGACUUGUGUUGUCUCUCUAAUGCAAAAUGUUCCAGACUAGUCACUGAGCACGACUUAAACUGCACUUCUGUCUGCCUGAUGGCCGCCUCCUCUUCGUUCUUUCUCCUCGCCCACAAUCCCACACCCACCCAGUCGUUCUCAGAGGCCCCUGCUUCAAACUGACACACAGACUGGUGACCCACUAUUUAAUUUCUCCCCACCAUUGGUGUCACAAAGUGGAGGCGCCCCCAAGGGGAAGAAACAAACACGAGAUGUGGAACCACACAACUGGAACCUAUAUGUGCUUUGAGUCCCAAGUUUCUGUCAGGUGUUACCACUUUAAAACUGUCCCCUUGCAUCUGAUGUCACCCCUUUGAAACAGUCCCGUGGGAAACAAUCACACGCAGGAAAUGUGGAACCACGUUAACUGGAACUUUUCCUGUCUUGCAGACACACAACACUGAACUGAAAACACAGCCGCACAGCACACCUGUCUUUGUUAAUACCGACCCCACUUGGAGUAUUACAUACUGCUAUAUGAAAUGCACUGGUGACCACACUAGUAUAGCAUAAUAUACUGAUAUGAAUGAACAGUGGAUAUGCACAGCAACAAAAAAGAUCCUUUGUUUUAACCCUGUCUUACCAAGACUUGAUUUCCAAGUCUAGCCAGCAAUGAAACUAUGAAAUAUCUUACUAUAAUUGGGAUAAAAAAAAUAUAUACAUAUAUGUAUAUCUUGCUUUAUUUCUUUGUUGUUGUAUAAUUUUACCCAUAUUAGUAUAUUAUGAGCUAUACUGGUGUGCCUCACCAGUAAACUGUACAGGACUCCUACUAGUAAACACUGGUUUUUAUUUUGUCUUCUGGGCUACGUCAGCCAUCUUGUCAAAUAGGAGGAGAAAAAAAUGAUGAAAUAAAAUAAUGCCAAAAUG
Messenger RNA from Myripristis murdjan (pinecone soldierfish), 6127 nucleotides. RefSeq names its product focal adhesion kinase 1-like. The record is from RefSeq and is a predicted model, not a curated record. NCBI's taxonomy places the organism in Eukaryota, Metazoa, Chordata, Actinopteri, Holocentriformes, Holocentridae. Bases 399 to 3674 code for a protein of 1091 amino acids. Gene Ontology annotation, biological process: signal complex assembly; protein phosphorylation. Gene Ontology annotation, molecular function: protein tyrosine kinase activity; ATP binding. The transcript is spliced from 34 exons. Gene Ontology annotation, cellular component: focal adhesion; cytoskeleton.